UUCAUCCCUCUGUAAUUGCAAGCAGCCCAUCGAUCGCCUAUUUUUGCUUUUGAUUUUGUGAUGAUUCACUCUUAACAACAUGGAUUUUGUGAGCCCAAUCUUGGAUGUGGUGUCUCGCUUGUAUGCCUGCACCGCUAAGCAUGCUGGCUACAUCUUUCAUGUCAAACCAGAUCUUGAAUCCUUGAGAAGCAGAAUGGUAGAACUGAAGGAUCUAAGUGAAGAUGUUAAGGCCAGAGUUGAACUUGCAGUGCAACAAAAUAUGAAGGUCAGAAGGGAAGUGAAAAGGUGGUUCGAGGACAUCGAUUUCAUAGAGGUUGAUGCGGCCCGAAUUCUGCAACAAGGGGAUCUGCAAGUAGAGAAGAAAUGCCUUGGAAGCUGUUGUCCCAAGAAUUUUUGGUCAACCUACAAGGUUGGGAAGAGAGUAUCCAAACAACUCAUAACUAUUGUGAUUCUCCUGGGCGAGGGAAGAAGUUUUGAUUCUGUGGCUUACAGGUUGCCAUGUGUUCCUGUAGAUGAAAUGCCUCUUGGGCAUACCGUGGGCGUAGAUUGGUUGUAUGAGAAAGUUUGCAGCUGUCUCAUUGAAGAUAAAGUGGGAGUUAUUGGAUUAUAUGGAACAGGGGGUGUUGGGAAAACAACGCUAAUGAAGAAAAUCAACAAUGAGUUCCUCAAAACAAAGCACCAAUUUGGUGUUGUGAUUUGGGUCUCCGUGUCCAAGCAAGCAAGUGUGAGAACUACUCAAGAGGUGAUUCGAAAUAAAUUACAGAUUCCGGAUGGCAUGUGGCAAGGUAGAACAGAGGAUGAAAGGGCUAGAGAAAUAUUCAACAUCCUGAAAACAAAAAGGUUUGUGCUACUUUUAGACGAUGUAUGGCAACGACUUGAUCUCUCAGAAAUAGGAGUUCCCCCUCUUCCAGAUGAUCAACGUAAGUCCAAAGUAAUUAUCACGACUCGAUUCAUGAGGAUAUGCAGUGACAUGGAAGUUCAAGCGUCAUUUAAAGUGAACUGUUUGACAAGGGAAGAAGCCUUGACUCUGUUCCUGAAGAAGGUCGGAGAGGACACUCUAAGCUCUCAUCCUGAUAUUCCAAAUCUUGCUAAGAUGAUGGCAGAGCGGUGCAAAGGCUUGCCACUUGCCCUCGUUACUGUUGGACGAGCAAUGGCUAACAGGAUUACUCCCCAGGAAUGGGAACAGGCAAUACAAGAGCUGGAGAAAUUUCCAUCGGAAAUUUCAGGUAUGGAGGAUCAAUUGUUUAAUGUUUUGAAGCUAAGUUAUGAUAGCUUAAGGGAUGAUAUCACCAAAUCUUGUUUCGUAUAUUUCUCUGUAUUUCCCAAGGAAUAUGAAAUUAGGAAUGAUGAGCUUAUAGAACAUUGGAUUGGGGAGCGGUUUUUUGAUGAUUUGGACAUAUGUGAAGCACGCAGACGAGGACAUAAAAUUAUCGAAGAACUGAAGAAUGCAAGCCUGCUAGAAGAGAGAGAUGGAUUUAAAGAGUCUAUCAAGAUUCAUGACGUGAUCCACGACAUGGCUCUAUGGAUAGGUCAUGAAUGUGGGACGAGGAUGAAUAAAAUUUUGGUAUGUGAAUCUGUGGGGUUUGUUGAAGCUAGGAGAGCAGCCAACUGGAAUGAGGCAGAAAGGAUAUCAUUGUGGGGUAGGAAUAUUGAACAACUCCCUGAAACACCACAUUGCUCCAAGCUUCUGACUCUCUUUGUGAGAGAAUGUACUGAGUUGAAGACAUUUCCAAGUGGAUUCUUCCAAUUCAUGCCCCUCAUAAGAGUGCUAAACUUGUCAGCUACCCAUAGAUUAACUGAGUUUCCUGUUGGUGUUGAGAGCUUAAUCAACUUGGAAUAUCUUAAUCUUUCAAUGACAUGCAUAAAACAGUUACCAACUGAGAUUAGGAAUUUGGCAAAACUGAGGUGUUUGCUACUUGAUAGCAUGCACUCACUUAUAAUUCCACCAAAUGUGAUAUCAACUCUUCUCUCGUUACAGUUAUUUAGUAUGUAUGAUGGAAAUGCUUUAUCUGCAUAUCGUCAAGCCUUGUUGGAGGAGUUGGAGUCCAUAGAACGUUUGGAUGAGUUAUCUCUCUCGUUCCGUAGUAUUGUAGCUCUCAAUAGAUUACUGAGCUCCUACAAGUUACAAAGGUGCAUGAAACGUUUAAGCCUCAAUGACUGCAGGAAUUUGCCGUCGCUUGAGCUAUCAUCAGUGUCUUUGAGCUAUUUGGAGACUCUUGUUAUAUUCAACUGUCUUCAAUUGGAAGAUGUGAAAAUUAAUGUGGAAAAAGAGGGAAGGAAAGGAUUUGAUGAGAGAACUUAUGAUAUUCCCAAUCCUGACUUGAUAGUGAGAAACAAACAAUACUUCGGCAAGCUUCGGGAUGUAAAGAUUUGGAGUUGUCCAAAACUGUUGAACUUGACAUGGCUUAUUUAUGCUGCAGGCCUUGAGUCACUUAGCAUUCAGUCCUGUGAAUCGAUGAAAGAAGUGAUAAGUUACGAGUACGGAGCUUCGACUACACAACACGUGAGAUUGUUCACGAGGCUCACAACUCUAGUAUUGGGUGGCAUGCCACUGCUAGAGAGCAUCUAUCAGGGGACCCUCCUCUUCCCCGCAUUGGAAGUAAUCUCUGUGAUUAACUGUCCCAAGCUAGGGAGGCUCCCGUUUGACGCCAAUAGUGCUGCCAAGAGCUUAAAGAAAAUUGAAGGAGAUAUAACCUGGUGGUAUGGGUUGCAAUGGGAGCAUGAGACCAUUGAGCUAACUUUCACCAAAUAUUUUUCCCCUCAGUACUUGGCCGAUUUAAUCGAUCUCUCAGGCAUCAACACAGAGGUAAUGGGAAAGAAGGAACUGUUGAAUCUUACUGAAAGGUUCGACCUCAUGGCAAAGAAAAAAAAGGUGCAAAAAGGGUCAACCUCGACGUCAGGGACCUAAGCACAGCUCGGGGAGUGCAGAAGUUAUAACUGAAGAGGCUAAAAUUGGGGAUCCUCUGCCAAACAGAUUCACAAGUUCAUAACAGAAUCUUUCAGAUGAUUCAUCCAGCUGCUAUUACUUACAUCCAUCUGAUAAUCCUGGUGCACUUUUGGUUUUCAAGAUAUUCACUGGUGAGAAUUAUACUGCAUGGAGUCGAUCUAUGUCAAUUGCUCUAAUAGUGAAAAAUAAAAUUGCAUUUGUUGAUGGUUCUCUGGUUCAACCAAUCACUAAUGAUCCUCAUCUUCGUGUUGCUUGGCUAAGAGCCAAUAAUCUUGUCUUGUCUUGGCUAAUGAAUUCAAUUGCCAAAGAAAUCCGUGGUAGUCUUCUCUAUUUCACAAAUGCUUUUGAUAUCAGGGAGGAGCUGAAAAUCAGAUAUCUCAGAAGUGAUGGACCAAGGGUUUCCUCCCUGGAAAAAUCCUUAAGUUCCAUUUCUCAAAAUUCGAAAUCUAUCACUGAAUAUUUUAGUGAAUUCAAGGCUUUAUGGGAUGAAUACAUUAGCUAUCGUCCUAUUCCCAGUUGCAGAUGUGGGAACCUUAAUCGUUGUUCUUGUAAUAUUUUGAAGGACUUAACUGAUAGACAGUAAUCAGACUAUGUAAUGAAAUUUCUUGUGGGGCUUCACGAUUCUUAUUCAGCAAUUAGAAGUCAAUUGCUACUACAA
This is a messenger RNA of Vitis riparia (riverbank grape), 3605 nucleotides long. Its product is annotated as disease resistance protein SUMM2-like. The coding region runs from base 80 to 2908 and encodes 942 amino acids. The transcript is spliced from 3 exons. Gene Ontology annotation, molecular function: ADP binding; ATP hydrolysis activity. The record is from RefSeq and is a predicted model, not a curated record. Lineage: Eukaryota; Viridiplantae; Streptophyta; Magnoliopsida; Vitales; Vitaceae.